Molecule: messenger RNA, 902 nt
Organism: Actinia tenebrosa (Australian red waratah sea anemone)
Lineage: Eukaryota; Metazoa; Cnidaria; Anthozoa; Actiniaria; Actiniidae
Source: RefSeq, a predicted model, not a curated record
CGUUAUGUACGGCCUGAACUCGUUCUAGCGGCUAACUGUAUAAUCGCGGGGAUGAAGGGGGGAGGGGUGCGUACGAGUUGCACUUCCUCAUUUCCUAGAAAUCCGUUCCGGAUUCUGGGUUCCGAAGGCACGUUUUAGGCAAUUUCUUAGAAUUUUGACCAAACCGCGUCUGAUCUAAGGAGAAUAAAAGGUUCGCCAUCAUGAUGUUCCAAACGGUAGAUUUAUUACUUGUUGGGUUUGUAUUAACCGGUAUUAUGAUCAAACCUUCCAAGUGUCAACCUAAUAGUACGAUUCAGCCGAAUGAACCCAAAUGUCUGACGUACCUUGAUGAAGUCGUACAGAUACUCGGUUCGAAGAUUCCGCCGAUUAUCGACUCUAGAAUGACAGACAACUACUACAAUAUAUCCAGAGCCUUGUAUCCUUCGAUUGAUCUACCUGCUCUGUACGUUAAAGUAACGAUACAGUUUUUAAAGGACUACCAGAAUGGCACUAAGAUAAUCGAUGGUGAUACCAUGAAGUUGACCUGGAGUACAUCAUGUACGUAUGUCUCUGUCAAACACAUCAGUCUGUUUGCAAUGACAGUAUUUUCUCUGGCUACGAUAUAUCCCCAGAGAAGAGAGACUGAGUUGACCAUCACUGUACUACCAUUAUGUAAGGACAGUCCUUACAAACAUGACGACGAAGCAAGAACUAAGAUGUGGAGGUAUAUCGUUUCAACGUUUAGUGUUUUUAGGAUGCUGCUACUGCCGCUGUAAUUUUGUCUCUAAAGGAAAAAUAUUAAAGGUACUGCUAAUGAUAAUACUAUUUUUUGCAAUAACUGGUUCAAUUCUCUCACUACUGGCUUUUAUAAUUCACAUUGCUUGCAAAAUUUAUGUUAUUGUAUAUUCCACUCUCAUUUCACU